ACUGGGCCGGCAAAUCAAAACAAAUAGUAGCACCAUGGUCAACAGAAUAACCGUUUUCCUGGUCGUUGGCCUGACUAUGAUUGGAGCAUCUGAGACAAGCCUAGUGAAUCAAAGACUAAAAUUAUUCGAUUAUGAUCAAAUUGAUUUUACCGCCAUUACAACGGAUGACGAACAGUGCAGUGCUGACAUGAAGGUUAUUGUGGAGGCUUUAAAAACCAGAAGUACCUGGGCUCUGAAAAUGAUCGAUUCAUGGGGAUCCUUUCCCUCCGGCGUUUUGUACGGCACAUUCUAUGAUCUGGGCAAUUUUGAUGAGUGCCUGAAAGUUCACCAUGAGAUUAGUAGCUCCCAAACGAUCCUAGGAAAGUACUGCUUUAUGGGGAUUCCCAUCAAGGAUGUCACUGAAAUCGAAGCGCUUCAAUCCAUGCAAAUAAAGAUAGCCACAUGUUUUCCCGCCUCAUGCUCGGGUCCUCAAAUGGAAUCGUUUGCUAAGCAGUUACAUCAAAUACUCUUUAAUAUUACCGAGAGUAAUAUUACUUUAAACAUUGAUGAAUCCGGGUGCCAAACGGGCGAGUCUGAUCCAUGGGAUGGUCUAACUAUCUUUACAGUUGCAUUUUUGUCGUUGCUUACUCUGAUUGUUGUUAUCAGCACAUUGUAUGACUAUUUUCUGUGUAACGAUCAAAAAAAGCUUCCUCUAUUAGUCAAGAUUGUCUCGGCUCGGGCGAACUCUCGAUCCCUUUUCCGCGUUUCGGACACCAGCACAAAUCCGAAUGUAAUUGACUGUCUUCAUGGCAUUCGCUGCUUGUCACUUAUCUGGGUGGUUUAUCUCCACGAGCACAUGUAUUGCUUGAUAUCCCCCAAUAUUAAUUUUACCUAUGCGAUUUCGUGGCUGGAAAAACCCAUGGGGAGCUUUUUCCAGCAUGGUUACUUCUCAGUGGAUACCUUUUUGUUUAUCGGGGGCUUGCUUGUGUCAAUGACUGCCUUGCGGACUAUGGAAAAGACCAAGGGGAAACUGAAUGUUCCGAUGAUGUAUUUACAUCGCGUCAUUCGUAUCUGGCCUGUCCUGGCCCUGGCUAUACUCAUAUACGUAAAGAUGAUGCCUUUAGUGAGUGGAGGACCACUUUUCAAGAGUGGCUUUCAUGGCAAAGAGGCUUGCAUAAAUGGCUGGUAUUGGGACCUGAUUUUUAUACAAAAUUAUGCUACGCAGGAUGUGUGUCUGGAUCAGUCCUGGUAUCUCGCUGUUGAUAUGCAACUCUAUGUUUUAUCCCCCAUUUUGCUAAUCGCUCUCUAUAAAUGGGGCAAGAAAGCAGCCUUCGGAAUCAUUGUUCUUGUGGCGCUCCUACUGUGCUGCCUGUUUGCCACUCAAAUGGUUAAUAAUUAUACAGUGUAUAACAAGCUUACAGGUGAUGAUCCUGAGGCUAAUCAAAAGUUGUAUCUAGCCACCCACACGCAUUGUGCUCCUUGGCUCAUUGGAUUCCUGUUUGGCUACUUUUUGCACUCAAACCGUGGUAAAAAGUUUGAGCUAAGCUGGAGAAUGGUUUUGUUGGGCUGGAUCCUAUGCUUGGCCAUGAUCUUUACAUCGAUCUUCGCCCUAUAUCCUGCUGGCAAGAGCGGUGCCCCUCCUCUGUCUACAGUAGCAGAGUCCCUUUACUACACCCUUUCGCGCUUGGGCUGGCCUCUGGCUGUGGGCUGGGUGGUUUUUGCCUGCAUCCAAGGAUACGGAAGCUUAGCCAACAGUUUUCUGUCCUCGCCUUUAUGGCAGCCCCUCUCAAGGCUCUCGUAUUCGGUCUACAUCUGGCACAUGUUCAUCCAGGAGGUUAACAGCAGGAAUGUACGGACAAGUACCUACUUCUCGGGAUACACUGUGAUGAAAAAUUUCUGGUCAGACUUUGGCAUAAGCUUGGUUAUGUCCUAUGCAUUAUUUCUUAUAAUUGAGGCUCCAGUCGGUGGACUAGAUGCCCUCUGGAGACCUCGUACAAACACGAAGCCCAAUCAGCCAAUAUUGACAUCAGUGGAGACACAAAACCCCCCAACUGAAGGAAAUAAAAUCGAAAAACUCGAACUUACUACAUAGCAAUAAUUUUCCACAACUGAUAAAUCAGAUUACUUUUAAAGAAUUUUAGAAAAUGUUUGUAAGAUAAGGAAUAAUUAAAAAGUGUUAUGACUCAUAUUUUGUAAACUAUACUUCAUUGAAUAAAAUUGACGUUGAGCGUUGUUAGCUCUCAAGUGUGGUUCU
Messenger RNA from Drosophila ananassae, 2233 nucleotides. RefSeq names its product nose resistant to fluoxetine protein 6. The transcript is spliced from 9 exons. The coding region runs from base 35 to 2071 and encodes 678 amino acids. NCBI's taxonomy places the organism in Eukaryota, Metazoa, Arthropoda, Insecta, Diptera, Drosophilidae. Gene Ontology annotation, molecular function: acyltransferase activity, transferring groups other than amino-acyl groups. The record is from RefSeq and is a predicted model, not a curated record.